Pezoporus occidentalis (night parrot) is the source of this 1888-nucleotide messenger RNA. RefSeq names its product tyrosine aminotransferase (gene TAT). The record is from RefSeq and is a predicted model, not a curated record. Gene Ontology annotation, molecular function: pyridoxal phosphate binding; L-tyrosine:2-oxoglutarate transaminase activity. The transcript is spliced from 11 exons. The coding region runs from base 35 to 1408 and encodes 457 amino acids. Lineage: Eukaryota; Metazoa; Chordata; Aves; Psittaciformes; Psittacidae. Gene Ontology annotation, biological process: L-tyrosine catabolic process; biosynthetic process; L-phenylalanine catabolic process.
CCAGGAAAUCCACUUCACACUGACAGCUCUCAGGAUGGACUCGUACCUGAUCCAAGUGAACGGCCAUGAUGAUCAUGGAGACCACGCUAUGCUGGACGUUCAUCUCAAGACCAAUGGGAACACCAUACCUCUGGGGAAGGCGAAGGGCCGGAAGCCAAGAUGGGCCGUCAGGGCUUCUGAAAUGUCAAAGAAGACCUUCAAUCCUGUCCGAGCCAUCGUAGACAGCAUGAAGGUGGAGCCCAACCCAAAGAAAGCCAUGAUCUCCUUGUCCUUAGGGGACCCAACGGUGUUCGGAAACCUCCCCACAAACAACGAGGUCACACGGGCUGUGAAGGAGGUUUUGGACUCGGGACGUUGCAAUGGUUACGCUCCAUCUGUUGGAUACCAGUCCUGCCGGGAAGCCGUGGCUGCAUUCUAUACCUGCCCAGAGGCACCGCUGGAGGCCCAGGAUGUCAUCCUAACAAGUGGCUGCAGCCAGGCCAUAGAGCUCGCCUUGGCAGUGCUGGCCAACCCAGGCCAGAACAUCCUGGUGCCACGGCCCGGCUUCUCGCUCUACAAGACUUUGGCGUUGUCUAUGGGGAUUGAGGUCAAACUCUACAACCUCUUGCCAGAGAAGGCCUGGGAAAUUGACUUGAAGCAGCUGGAGUCUCUGGUGGAUGAGAAGACGGCUUGCCUCAUUGUGAACAACCCGUCGAACCCCUGUGGCUCUGUUUUCAGCAAGAGACACCUCCAGAAGAUCCUGGCAGUGGCAUCAAGACAGUGCGUGCCCAUCCUUGCUGAUGAGAUCUAUGGAGACAUGGUGUUUGAUGACUGCAAAUUUGAACCCAUUGCAACCCUCAGCACCAAUGUCCCAAUCUUGUCCUGUGGUGGCUUGGCAAAGCGGUGGCUUGUCCCUGGCUGGCGCAUGGGCUGGAUCCUAAUUCAUGACAGGAGAGACAUCUUUGGUAAUGAGAUCAGAGAUGGACUUGUAAGACUGAGUCAAAGGAUCCUAGGACCCUGUACACUUGUCCAAGGAGCACUGGAACGUAUCUUGCAUCGAACACCCUCUGAGUUCUACCACAACACCCUCAGCAUCCUCAAGUCCAAUGCUGACCUUUGUUAUGCUGCCUUAUCUGCUAUCCCUGGCCUCCGUCCUGUCCGGCCCGCUGGAGCCAUGUACCUCAUGGUUGAGAUUGAGAUGGAGCAUUUCCCUGAAUUUGAAAAUGAUGUGGAGUUCACGGAGCGCCUCAUCUCAGAGCAGUCUGUGUUCUGCUUGCCAGCCACGUGCUUUGAGUACCCAAACUUCUUCCGUGUGGUGAUCACCGUGCCUGAGGAGAUGAUCUUGGAGGCCUGCAGUCGCAUUCAGGAGUUCUGUGAGAUGCACUACCAGGGUGCUGAGGGGGCCCAGGAUCUGGAGUGUGACAAAUAGCCCCAGCUCCCCUCCUGCCUCUGCCAGGCUCAACCUUGUUUUAGGCAGCAGCCGGGGAGGCAGGGCUGCUUCCAGCCAGCCCCACAUGCCCCUGCCUGCAACAGCCACUGUCCUGUUGCUUCACUUUGUGCUCCUCAGACCCUUCAGCACUCUGGGAAGAAGCAACCACUUCUCUCUGCUCCUUCACUGCAGCUUGCAUACCCUCUGGCACCCGGUGCCUUUGGUCAAUACAUCCACUGCGUUUGCCUCUGUGCUGGUCUGUGCUGCCUGUGAGCCAACUGCAGGCAGAGCCUGUGCCAUGGCCCUGCGAGGCCAGUGUGCUUGGCUGCGCUUCCCUGGGGAGGACAAGAGAAGAGCACCCAUCUCUAACUUACCCAUGUCAACCUUCGGAAGCCAGAGCUCUUUAUACUGAGCCCUUUGUGCGACAAAGGGAGUAAGUUAUUGUGACUUUUUUUAUUAAUAAACAGUCUGACGCACCAG